ACAGAAGAUCGCACACAUUCGUAGUUCACAAACCAGUGUUUCUCAAGUCCAAACUAUAAGUAGCCGAGCUAACACAGAACCGGUGAGAGACGCCGUAAAACGUGCUAAUUCGGGUCCUUCCAUCUGCAGCAUUGAACCAUUGAAUCAAUCAUUGCCUUCCAGUCCCAUUUGUAAUGCUCUAAAGCGUUUCAAGUUUAGCGUCGCCUACUUUCGCAUACGUCGCUCUUUACUUUUCCAACCACGACCAGCAUGCGUCGCAUGUCCUCUGUCUUUGCGAGACGUGCUGACAAGCCUGACGCACCGUCAUCUAACGACAACGGCCCUCUCCCACAAGAGGCUGCAAAACGGAAGGGUAGCCUGAGAAUGUUCAACUCGCUUUCUCGAAAAGCGGUCCCUCAACAGCUUUUCGCUAGCGGUUCCUCCUCCUCAGCAUCCUCCGGCUCUGCAGAGCUGCGUACUCCUGACGAUGAAGAGUCACCCCGCACGCGCAUGCUCAGCCAGAAGGAUGAAGGAGAUACGAAAGCAGCUUGGGUGCCGCCUUUUCCGACGGCAGGGAUCGCAUUACGUCCUCCACCGACACCGACGUCGAACGAGACGGAUGAUGCGUCAUCAGAAUCUGAAGAUGAAGCAGAUCGUCUUCAGGAUCCUCCCACCCAGAACUUGGCGCAUUCUAAUACCCAGGCACGACAUAGUAUGAGAGUAAUUAUUCUCAACAGCUCUGCUGACGGUGAUCGUCCUUCUUGCCCUCCUCUUUUGGAUAUUCCCCACAACACACCGUUCCCCCGCUCCUGUCUUCGUGUGGGACAUGUUCGUCGCCGAGACACCCUGGAAUCUAAGAUGCACAAAGCAGUGCUCCUGAGCACGCUGGAGUCCCUUUCACCUUCAGAGGAACGCAGUCUAGCGCCUCUUUGCAGUCGAUCCGUGACUCGGGUGAAAGAAGCACCGGCGUACGAUCCCGAUAUCGACACAUGGCCGAAGGCACAGUCUUUAAGGAGCAAUAGCGAAGGUCUCGGCAAUUGGGUGGCUCGCCCUUGUUACGAAGAUCGAGUUCUUGUUUGGACUCGCCAGGAACCUUCUGGUCAAAUCGUCACUGGAUCACAGCUUGGUGUCGCGGCUCUCGAAUUUUCGGAGCCGUUACAAAUACUGGCCGGCUUGCUGUCCGACAUUGAUGAUGGCUUCGAUCCAGCUGCAGAGCCUCAGCCUGAGCCGUCUCAAUCUGCCUCUGGAGCUGCCGCAGUCGCAUCGCCAUCGACGGAAAAACUCAGCCCCUCCGUUGCCGUCGCAGACUUUGAAUUCUCGCCCCUCACGCUUGCAGUUGACUCACCAGACGAAUCUAAAAAAGAAAUCAGCAGACUCAAAGCAGAGCCUACCCCCACGCCCGCUGUCAAACGAGGUGUUAGGUUCGCGGAAGGUGGCAAAGACGAUCAAAUUCCCUUGGGCUAUGUCCUACGUAUCAAGAAAAAGCGUGAAGAGAAAGCAAGGUUUCUUCGCGAAGAGCGUGAGAAGCGAGAAUUGGAAGAGGGACGGCGCGCACGGGAUGACAGGCGCAUGUGGGAGGAAGAACGCCGGUUGCGGGAAGCACAACUGAGAGAGCAGGAAGAGGAGCGCAAGGCUCGUGAACUCCACAGGAAGAAAAUAGAGGAAGAAAGACGACAUCAAAAUUACGCCUCGGAGUUGCAGGCUUCGCGGACCCGCCGAGAAGCCUCUAGAGCUGGUCAUAUCUCCUCAUCCUCCCUGGUUCGGGACAUAGAACGUGACAGAUCUGCAUCCCGUGACGCUCAUCCGUCUGGGUUACCAUCAACGCGCCAACGGACAACAGAUCUCAAGGUCUCUUCUGCGAAUCUCUCGCCUUACGACGGUUCUCCUACCAGUUCGAUGCCUGCUACCCCCGGGAGCCAGCAUAGCUUCUCAAGGCCUCCAUCCGUCUACUCAACUUACACAUCAUCAGACGAUGCAAGAGGUCGGGAUGGGCGACAUAUUAGCAAACACACCUCUGUUGCAUAUGACCCGUCAAAACAAUUCUCGUUGCCGUUGUCGAAUCCUCGCGCGUCACUUCUACCAUACAACCCUUGGGGCAACAUGCCGGUUCCGCCUUUUCCCAUUCCACCAGUCUCACCGCUUCCCGUCGCUCCCAUGAUGGCUAUGCCAUUCUAUUCCUUGGACCCUUUACUUCCCCCUUCCCCUCCUUUCAUGAUGAACCAGUUUGGCAUGACGAACCAGUUCGGAAUGCAACCGUACUCAAACUACUCUUCCUAUGGUCAAGUUCCCUCGUCUCCACGACAAAACAGCUUUUCAAACCACAGCGCAGAAGGCGUCCGCCAUACAUCUCGCGCUGCUCCUAAUUCUCCCGGACACUUUUCCAACCACCAACGGCGUGCCAGCGAUGACACACGCGGACACCCGAGUAGCAGUAAUGUCACAGCUGAUCGGAAGUACGGAAGCCAAACAGACCUGCGGGACAAAAGGUCUCCUCAAGCUGCACACCUUUCCCGUAGCAGUGGCCUUCAUCGUUCGCAUGAGCCACCUGCAUUAGUGCACGCCUAUACUGCACCUGGAAGGUCAGUUUCGACAUCCCAAACCCGCUCGAUGCCAAGUCGGCAUCAGAGUGCAUACCCAUAGUAUAGACAUCUAAUCUGGGACUCUUAAUACCACAUCCGGACCCUAUCUCUGGUGUCACGCUCAUUUACAUUCACUCAUGAACACCCAUCUUACACAUCGGAAAUCAUCACAACACAGUUCUAUUGUUUAGGUUCAAUCGUACUCUUAUGCCCACUGUUCGAGCGCAUCGUAUCAUUAUUAAUCUUCUAGCAUUCACUCCACGUGCAUACGUUGUUGAUAUGUCCUUGGCCGUGUCCAACUUCAUGUUUUCACUUUAUCUAAUUUCAUGUACAAUGCAUAGUACUUAGGAAAUGCUUGCCAUUAUAACGAGUGCGAUACAUAAACUUAAAUGCCUUCAAAGUCGACA
This is a messenger RNA of Suillus subalutaceus, 2965 nucleotides long. RefSeq lists its product as uncharacterized. Bases 250 to 2619 code for a protein of 789 amino acids. The transcript has 3 exons. NCBI's taxonomy places the organism in Eukaryota, Fungi, Basidiomycota, Agaricomycetes, Boletales, Suillaceae. The record is from RefSeq and is a predicted model, not a curated record.